UCCUUCCCCUCCAGGCGUCGCAGCCGGGGCCGCUCGCCGGUGCUGCCCGCUAUGUACUACCGGUUCCACGGCUUCACGCAGCGGCUGGUCGGGGCGGCGGCGGCCGAGGCCUACAGCCCGCAGGGACUCAAACCAAUAGUUUCCACUGAAUCCCCAGCUCUGACAACACCUAAACUUGCUUCAGAUAUACCAGCAACUGAUACUUUCUUGGGUAAAAACAAGGUGCCAGACCUACAGAAACUUUUUCAGAAACCAGAUGGGCUGCCAGUACACCUGAAACGAGGAGUUCCAGACAGGCUGCUUUAUCGGACCACUAUGGCUCUAACAAUAGGCGGGACAAUCUACUGUCUAGUAGCACUGUACAUGGCCUCACAACCAAGAACCCAAAAAUGAACCACAACUCAUGGGACUCAUGCCACUUCUCUGAAGGACCUCCUGCAUGUCUCUGCACUCGCUUUCAUUCGGAGUUCAUGGGGGGUUCCUUAUUCAAGUCACAUAUCUCUGAGAAAAGGUUAUUAAAUCGGUUGCCUUAUGUGUUCUAAAAGUCAAUGUAAACCAACAUAAAGACAUAUUUUAACAUGG
Messenger RNA from Melopsittacus undulatus (budgerigar), 582 nucleotides. RefSeq names its product cytochrome c oxidase subunit 7A2 like (gene COX7A2L). Gene Ontology annotation, biological process: regulation of oxidative phosphorylation; mitochondrial respirasome assembly; mitochondrial electron transport, cytochrome c to oxygen. Lineage: Eukaryota; Metazoa; Chordata; Aves; Psittaciformes; Psittaculidae. The transcript is spliced from 3 exons. Bases 52 to 393 code for a protein of 113 amino acids. The record is from RefSeq and is a predicted model, not a curated record.